UGGUCUUUGGUAUCCUCCCAAAACCCUAGCAAGCCCGACAAGAACAGCCAUGGAGGAAGUGGAGAGCCGGAGGGAGCCAAAGAGUAAGAAGAGGAAGAGGCUGCAACUGAGCAUGGAGGUCUUAUCCGAGACCCCUGAUCGGAUUCCCCCUCUUCUGGGCUACUUCCCUUCCGGCUAUAACCCCGAAGCCGAAGAUCAGCAACCUGAGAUCAAGGUGUUCAGGAAUCAGAAGCGCAGCAACCGUUUGGAGCUUGUGGUGAGCCCUGGAGACUCAAACAUGCAGUUUGUUGGCCGGAGCUACGCCGGUGAGGCCGCCACCCCCCAGCUCUGUACCUAUGCCCUUGGCGUUCUCGAUAAGGAGUCCCAAUCCCUCAAGAUUGUUCCAAUCGCUGCCAACAAAGUGUUCAGGUUAGAACCGAGAGUAGUGAAGUCUUUGUCUUCUGAGAAGGAUGUUGGGGAGGUUUUGACGGAAGAGGGUGCAAGUCGAAAGAUAUCAGACCUAACGAGUCUCUAUGGAACUAAGAAGAAUAAGGAUCAGGCGAGUAAGUGGAAACUGUUGAACGAGCAGAAAAAGGAUGGUGCAGCUACAGAACUUCUGGAAGGGCCAAGGGUUGAUGAUGAAAUAGAAGAGGCUUCUGAAGUUGCUAAACCCAAAGCUGUGCCAAAUAUUCCACCCUUUGAUAUUACUGCUGAUACUCCAGAGAAAGCAUAUCUGCUGGAUGAGAUUAUUCUACCAGGGGAGAGACGUCACCUCAUUGAUAUUUUUGAAAUGGUGCAAUCUGGUGUAGCAUUUGACUCAUCGGUUCAAUUUUGGGAAGAAAAUGGAUAUCCAAGCUUUGUUUAUAAUCGGAUUUACAAGUUAAGGUAUAUAGAGGAUGAGGAGGAACUCAAGAACAAGGCGGCCAUAUAUUCAUACAUCACCCAUCUUGUCACCUUCAUGAGCAGAAUGAGCAGAAUGAGCAGAGGUCGACGUUCUAGUAAUGCUGCUUCCUACAAUAUUCCAAGGGUCGUCUACCAAAAGUUCACAGGACUCUUCAUUGAUCCAGAGUCACACGCCCUGACAGCCGAGAAGAGGGAGCUUCUCAUUGGCUACAUCUUAGUGCUUACCCUUUUCGUAGAUGAUUUCCGGUCCGAGCCAGCUGAUAUUUCCAAAGACUUGAAGAUACCUUACGCCGAACUUAAGCCAUACUAUAAGCAACUCGGCUGCAAGAUGCUGCAUGACACAGAUCUAAAGAAACUUGUUCAAUCCCUUCCUGCCCCUCUUAAAUUUCCAGAGCAAAGGCCAUACCGGCGAAAGCGGGAGUAGGCAGUAUUGAGAUGCUCUCUGCUGCUGAAUCAUGCCUUGACAGCCUGAUGUUUUUUCUUUCUCUUAUUAAUGAAAUUUCCUUGUCAAUGUUUGUGUUUUAAUGUCACUGUGCUUAACAUAGGCCUGUGAUAUAGAGGAGAUGUAUGUUAUCUAAAUUAAGUUUUUGAAUCUUGAUACUCUUUAGUCUAGUGUUUUCAAUACCUUUUGAACAUGUCUAUGAGUUUUUCUACUUGCAUAAACCAGUCUUCUUGGAUUGUA
Molecule: messenger RNA, 1564 nt
Organism: Dioscorea cayenensis subsp. rotundata (Guinea yam)
Lineage: Eukaryota; Viridiplantae; Streptophyta; Magnoliopsida; Dioscoreales; Dioscoreaceae
Product: DNA-directed RNA polymerase I subunit RPA49
Exons: 4
Coding region: 50-1306 (418 amino acids)
Biological process (GO): nucleolar large rRNA transcription by RNA polymerase I; transcription elongation by RNA polymerase I; RNA polymerase I preinitiation complex assembly
Cellular component (GO): RNA polymerase I complex
Molecular function (GO): DNA binding
Source: RefSeq, a predicted model, not a curated record